GUGCCCCCUGAUGUUGAUGACUACCAGCUACAAAUUUUCUUUGAAAAUCCUUUGCAUGGAGGAGGAAGAGUGGCCCACAUUGAGUGUUUUCCUGAAGAGAGUUCAGCUCUGGUUGAAUUUUGUGACAGAAAAGUGUUAGACACCAUCCUGACCAAGAAACACAACUUCAAUAAGAUGCCGCUCUCUGUCUUCCCCUACUAUCACUCUUUGGGGACAGCCUUGUACGGAAAGGAACAGCCUCUCAUCAAGCUGCCAGCACCAUUUCAAGAGUCGUUGGUGCUGCCUUUGUGGAACUUCUUGCAGAAAAAGACCCAUCUGAGAAAAGAGCUGGAUGAUGAAAUGGCACAGCAUCACUGUUCGCUAACAUGGUCCCAAGUGGACAAUAAAGUUACCAUCAGACCUGCAGCCACCUUAGUCAAUCAAGGAAGACCCAAAAUCAAGACAUGGCAGACAGAUGCUUCGUCAGCACUCUCUGGCCUCAGCUCUAAAUAUACAGUCACUUCACUUAACGUGACUGCAAGAGUGUGGGACGUCAUAAAAAACGACUUAGAAGAUGAUAGGAUUUUGAUCGAGUUUGAUACCUCUAAGGAGAUUGUAACCUUAACAGGAAAAUCAGACGAUAUCCAAAAUGUUAGUCCACAAUUCAAGGAAUUAAUAGAAAAGACUACUCAAAAAAUUCAAAAGGAAGAGCAAAGUCUGAAGGAAAAAGUGGCCAUUUCUUCAGAACAGUAUUUUCUUUUGCACCACAGUGGUGUUCUGGAGUGUAUGUGCACAGAAUGCCCAGACAUGGAGGUUCGUUAUGAUGCGAAUGCUCAGAACCUGUGCCUUAAAGGACCCCACAUCGAUGUGUACAAAGCGAAGCGUGAAAUUCAGAAAAAAGUGCACACUAUGGCUCAGAAAAGCAUUGAGGUCUCUCCUGAGGUCUUCCAGUUUUUACUGCAAGGUAACUCGAAAAAAUUCUCUGAGUCCUUUUUUAUAGCACAAAAGAAUCUUACAGUUUAUGAACUCAAGGGUACCACUGUCCUCCUAACCAGCUGUUCUUCUGAAGUCCUGGCAGAAGCUGAAAAACAAAUGCUCAGUGCCUUAGAUUGUAAACACAUUGACGUUGAGGGCAAGGAAAUUCUUACUACUGGCAAAUGGGAACAGUUUAUUGCCAAUGUCCAAAAAAAGUUUUAUGCUUCCACAAACAUCCUAAUCAAUAAAUCCACUGCAGGCAGCCCAGGUGAAGUCAUUGUGGCAGGUCUUGCAAAAGAAGUAAGUGAAGUUGUCCGCUUGGUUCUUGAAUUCUUGAAAAAACACAUGAAAAUAGAGAGGUUGGUUGAAGUAGAGACAUCCUUGAUUGUAGACUACUUAAAAAAAGACAAGAAGCUCCUCGGGUCAAAAAUAAAUAAGGGAGAUAUGCAGAUACUUUUCAAUCCAGAGAACAAACCCAAAGGCAUUUUACUAGUUGGCCCCAAGGACCAAGUGCUAGAUGCUGUGGACACAGUCAGGGAAAUUGUGAAGUCUGUCUUUGUGAGAAGAGUCUUUAUUGACAAGCCAGGAGCCAGGCAGUUCUUCCAAGACAAAGCACAGUUUUGCAGAGGUGAGAUUAGGAAGAAGUACGGUUGUUUCAUUGAACUGGAGAAUAAGGAACAGGUAAGAGGCACAGCUGAUCGGUCAAAGUACCUCAUCCAGAGGCAGGUGGCUCCUGGUGUCAGUCUGACUGCCCAGCAAGGUGACUUGACUCAGUUUCCAGUCGAUGUGGUGGUGAAUGCAGCAAAUGAAGACCUCAAGCAUCUGGGCGGUCUUGCUGGUGCCCUCUCAAAAGCAGCUGGCCGGGAACUGCAGGAGGACUGUGGUGAGAAGGCCGUGAAGAGGGACGGCCGCCUCCUGCCAGGCGACACCAUCCUCUCAAGGGUGGGGAACCCGCCCUGCCGCCAUGCGAUCCACGUGGUGGGGCCCAAGUGGUCUGAAUCUGAGGCCCCGAGGUGUGUGUACCUGUUAAAGAAAGCUGUGGAAAACAGUCUUCUUUUAGCAGAAAAACACAAGUGCCAAUCCAUAGCCAUUCCCGCCAUCAGUUCUGGAGUCUUUGGCUUCCCUUUACAGCGGUGUGUGGAGACCAUUGUUCUGUCCAUCAAGGAAAGCUUGGAAUUUAGGCAGGUUGGGAGCACCUUGAGAGAGAUUUAUCUUGUGGACUCAUCGGAGAAGACAGCAGAGGCUUUUGCUAAAGCUGUGGAAACUAUAUUUAAAGACACUCUGUCAGUCAGCGUGUCCAAGCCGGAUACAACUUCCCUGCCUAGAGGACCAGCAGCGAAACCUGUCACGUCACAGGAAGUGGCCUGUCUGACAGCCCCAGGAGGCUUGAAGAUCCUGCUGGUGAAAAAGGGCGUGCAAGAUGCUACGACCCAUGUUGUGGUCAAUUCCGUUCCUUCGGAUCUUGCGCUGAACAGUGGGCCCCUUUGUCAGGCCAUUUUGGAAAAAGCUGGACCAGAGAUCCAGCAGGAGUUGAACACAGCUCUACAAGGGGUAGCUGUCGACGUGGGCACAGUUCUCCAAACCCGUGGCUACAAUCUACAGUGUGACCAUGUGCUUCACGUGGUGGCUCCAGCAUGGGGAACCGGAGAUGCACAAAAGAUCAUGAAAGAAAUAAUCAGAGACUGUUUGGAGAUUACUGAGAAACUGUCUUCACGAUCAAUUGCAUUUCCAGCAAUUGGAACAGGAAAUUUGGGAUUUCCUAAGACUGAGUUUGCCGAAUUACUGCUUUCAGAAGUACUCACAUUUAGUAGCAAAAAGCAGCUAAAAACUUUACAAGAGGUUCAGUUUCUGCUGCACCCAAGUGAUCAUGAAAGUAUUCAGGCAUUUUCAGAUGAAUUUGCCAGAAGGACUAGUGGAAAUCUCAGUGACCAAAUUCCCAAGGCUGAAGCUAAGCAAGAUUUCUAUGGGACUAUUUCUAGCCCUAAUUUGGGAGUACAUGAAAUGAAGAUUGGCCCCAUCCUCUUCCAGGUGGCCUCUGGGGAUAUCACUAAAGAAACUGCAGAUGUGAUUGUAAAUUCAACAUCCAGCAAAUUUAAUCUUAAAGCAGGGGUCUCCAGAGCAAUUUUAGAAUGUGCAGGACAAGCAGUGGAAUGGGAAUGUGCUGUCCUAGGUCGACAGGGCAAACAAGAGUACAUAGUUACUAAAGGUGGAUUACUGAUGUGCAAGAACAUUAUUCAUGUUGUUGGUGAAAAUAAUGUCAAGAAAUCAGUUUCCUGCGUUCUGCAAGAAUCUGAGAAACGGAAUUACUCCUCCAUUUGCCUCCCAGCCAUUGGGACAGGAAAUGCUGGACAAGACCAUAAUAAGGUUGCCGAAGCUAUACUUGAUGCCAUUGAAGACUUUGUCCAGAAAGGAUCAGUUCAGCAUGUGAAGAAGGUUAAAGUUGUUAUCUUUCAGCCCCAGCUACUAAAUGUGUUUUAUGCCAACAUGAAAAACAGAGAAGGGUCUCAGGCUUCUCAGCAACCAUCGAUGUUAUCUAAAUUUUUCUCCCGCUUAGGCUUUUCAAAACCUCACCCACAAGAGAAACCUUUGAUUUUGGAAAAGAAAACAGAAUUGGUGGUCUUCCAGGUGUGUGGUGACAGCCAACGCUGCGUGGACCAAGCUGUCCAGUGGUUAAAGGACCUGAUCACAAAGGAGCAGUAUUCUUUCACUAACACAGAUGAGUGUCUCAGAGAUUUUGAGGAAAAGGAGUGUAACGAAUUGACUGAGCUGCAGAAGAGAUUAAAUAUUAUCAUUGCUCUGGACCAGAAGAGACCUUUCAUGGAGGUUUCGGGAAUUAGUAGAGAUGUGAUGGAGGCUAGAGAUAAAAUUGAGGAGAUGAUUAAGAAGGCAAGAUUGGCCAGAGAAGAAGCAAAGAGGGCAGACUGUGUUAGUGAAUUUAUAGAAUGGCAAUACGAUGACAAUAACACUCCUCAUCCUUUUGACAAAAUAACCAAUCUGCAAUUGGAAGAUGCAAGGAAUAGAAAGAACAAGAGCAUCGAUAUCAAAAUUAACAAUCAGUGCUACACGGUGGACCUGGAGACCUGCAUUGCCACAAGUCAAGGUGGACACAGUUUCACUGUUAAGCGCCUCACAAAAUUCGAAGUUACCCUUCCUGCGUACUGGAGUGACAUGAAUCAGCAGAAUCUCUGUGUGGUCCUGCUGCAGCCUUGGGACCAGGAAUUCAUCACUGUGGCAGGAAAGUUUAAACAGACUUGCCCAAAUUUUGUCAUUGAGAAGGUAAGUCCCAUGUGAACAAUGGACUUUCUU
Molecule: messenger RNA, 4260 nt
Organism: Cavia porcellus (domestic guinea pig)
Lineage: Eukaryota; Metazoa; Chordata; Mammalia; Rodentia; Caviidae
Product: protein mono-ADP-ribosyltransferase PARP14-like
Exons: 11
Coding region: 175-4245 (1356 amino acids)
Biological process (GO): protein poly-ADP-ribosylation; negative regulation of gene expression
Cellular component (GO): cytoplasm; nucleus
Molecular function (GO): transcription corepressor activity; NAD+-protein mono-ADP-ribosyltransferase activity; NAD+ poly-ADP-ribosyltransferase activity
Source: RefSeq, a predicted model, not a curated record